GGCCUGGGUGGUGGACUGGGAUCCAGCGGUGCUCUGGGCCCGCAGCCCGUGUGCUCUCAGACCGCGGAGCCGGCAUGGGCUGGAGCGCCUGGCCGGCACGAUGAGUGCCCUGGGCAGCCCCGUGCGGGCCUAUGACUUCCUGCUCAAGUUCCUCCUGGUGGGCGACAGCGAUGUGGGUAAGGGCGAGAUCCUGGCAAGCCUGCAAGACGGAGCGGCCGAGUCCCCAUAUGGCCACCCAGCAGGGAUUGACCACAAGACAACCACCAUCCUGCUAGACGGGCGACGGGUGAAGCUGCAGCUGUGGGACACAUCAGGGCAGGGAAGAUUCUGCACCAUAUUCCGCUCCUACUCAAGAGGCGCACAGGGUGUGAUCCUGGUCUAUGACAUUGCAAACCGCUGGUCCUUCGAUGGCAUCAAUAGGUGGAUUAAGGAGAUUGAUGAGCAUGCACCUGGUGUACCCCGGAUCCUGGUGGGGAACCGCUUGCACCUAGCGUUCAAGCGGCAAGUGCCAACUGAGCAGGCCCGUGCCUAUGCUGAGCGCCUGGGUGUGACCUUCUUUGAGGUCAGCCCCUUGUGCAACUUCAACGUAACAGAGUCCUUCACAGAGCUGGCCAGAAUUGUGCUGUUGCGGCACGGCAUGGACCGACUCUGGCGACCCAGCAAAGUGCUGAGCUUGCAGGACCUGUGCUGCCGAGCUGUGGUGUCCUGCACACCCGUGCACCUGGUGGACAAGCUGCCGCUGCCCCUGGCCCUGCGGAGCCAUCUGAAGUCCUUCUCAAUGGCCAAUGGCCUAAAUGCCAGGAUGAUGCACGGCCGCUCCUACUCUCUCACAGCCAGCACCCCGCACAAGAGAACCAGCUUGCGCAAGGCCAAGACUGCCCGCGCCCCACAGAGCCCUCCAGGAAACUGCGCCAGAAACAGCUGCAAGGUCUCUUAGGGAGUUCCCCAAGAGACAGAGUGCCUUUCCGGAGAAGCCUCGCACACUUUCCCCGGGACACAACCAGGCCAGACUCAGGACACAGCUUCCAGCUUGGCAGC
Octodon degus (degu) is the source of this 1038-nucleotide messenger RNA. It is a transcript of the gene Rab40b, whose product is annotated as RAB40B, member RAS oncogene family. Gene Ontology annotation, molecular function: GTP binding; GTPase activity. The record is from RefSeq and is a predicted model, not a curated record. Gene Ontology annotation, biological process: intracellular signal transduction; protein localization to plasma membrane. The transcript has 6 exons. NCBI's taxonomy places the organism in Eukaryota, Metazoa, Chordata, Mammalia, Rodentia, Octodontidae. Gene Ontology annotation, cellular component: synaptic vesicle; plasma membrane; endosome. Bases 101 to 937 code for a protein of 278 amino acids.